UUAUCUUCAUCAUUGUAUUUUUAAUUGGAUCCCCACAUGAAAGAGAGGAGUGAAUUAUUUAGCAGUUUUGUGAUGGAAGAAUGAAUCAGUGUUAAAAUGAAAUGCUCUUCACCAAGAGCUGCAGGAGGGUUGAAUGUUCAGAUAGCUGCAAGUUCCAGCUGGGUAACUGAUCUCUUUUCCUCCAGAAACUCCGAAGUCACAAAGUCAUAUAGUCAAACUGUGGACAGACAGACAGAAUUUCAAAGAUUCAAAACAGAGAAAGGCAGACAAGAGAAGAAACAAUACCGAAGAUCUAAUACUUGUGCUGAUGGACAAUCCCAAGGAGAAUCUCCAAAUGGAAGCAAAACCACAGCUAAUUCUUUAAUCAAAUCUGAAAAGCGAAAGAGAAUAGUUAUACAAUUUAAAUCCAAAGAAGUUAAACAUGGAAAAAGUACAGGCACUGCUGAUGUAGUGACAACUAGCAGGAAAGAUCAUAACAAAGGUCCUUUUGAUGGUAAAGAAAGAAAAAGACACUGUCAUAGCUUUGUGGUUCAGAGAGACAAGGUGGUGAAGAAAAACAAAGUUGAACUCUGUAAGCCAGAGGUAAAAGUUGAACAAACUGUGUUGGGACAACUGAAGUCAUCUGUGUAUAAUUUAUAUGUACCUCAUAAAAAGGCAGACAGAUCUAGAAAAACGAGUGAAGAUGUCAGAAUUCAAAAAAUUCAAAAAAAGCCACCUAGCACAGUCUGUACAGAGACUGUGUGUCGUGAUAGACCUGUCAGUAAGAAGUCAAAUAUGUUAUCUAGGACUUGUGAAGAAAAGUAUAAAGAAGAAUAUAAGGAGUUUUCUAAGAAAAAUCAACAUGCUGACAAGCAUAUAUCACACUGCUCAACUGAAACACUGCAGCAAUGGGACUGUUGUAAAUGGAAAAAACAGGAUGCUGAUCGAGUUAGUUGUAAUUCAGGGACUGAAAAAGGGGACUUUGAAGCCACCGCGUUUUGUUUUAAGCAGGGCUUUCCAUCCCCUCAAAGCAGUGCAAGCUUUCCAUUGCCUCAAGGCUGUGAAUACCCGGAAGGCGACCAAGAGAUGCAGAUAGUUGAGGAUUUGCAUGUUGCUCGUAUUGAAAAGAGGAUGGCCCAGUCUGUAGUACAGACCUGUGGAGAACUGACAAGUAUGGAAAUAGAUCUUCCAGAACAGGAUUUAAAUAUUUAUGCUGAGACUUCUUCCGGUCUGAACAUACUAGUGGUGAUUGACACAAAUAUAAUGAUUAGUCACCUUGAGUUUGUCAAGUCCCUGAAAUCUGAGGAUAUACCAGGGAUUGGCAAACUUGCCUUGAUAAUUCCCUGGGUUGUUUUACAAGAGUUGGACAACUUGAAGAAGGGGAAGAUGUUAGUGCAUGUUCGACAAAAGGCUGUUCCUGCAGUCCAGUUCAUCUAUGCGUGUCUCAAAAAUCAGGAUCCAAAACUGUGGGGGCAAUCCAUGCAACUUGCUUCACAAAAAAUAUAUGGCCUGUGUGAUGAGAACAACGAUGAUCGUGUGUUACAGUGUUGUCUGCAGUACCAGAGCCUCUUUCCUCAAGCUGUUGUUAUACUGUGCACAGAUGACAAAAAUUUAUGCAAUAAAGCCAUUGUAUGUGAGGUCAAGGCACUCUGUAAAGUGGAUUUGGUUACUGCUCUGCUGAACCUGAAUGUUAACAAGCAUCUGAACUGCCUGGAACUGCAGCAGUCGAAAUGUGAUAGAGAAUUCCAGAAAACAAAAGAAAGUGAUGCUCAUCUUACUUUCCAGAAAACAGAAAGAAGUGAUACUCAUCUUACUUCUCAAUUUCCGAAUAUAAUUCCAGAUCUUGAAAAGAACUUAGGAGAAGCUUUAUCUUGUAUUUUGGAGACUGAAAUGAAAAUUGUAUUUGGAAACCUAUGGAUGGAGAUACUAUAUUUAAAGCCACCAUGGACAUUAGCAAACUUACUGCAGUGCUACAAAAAGCACUGGGUGGCUGUUUUUGGUUAUGUUGUGCCAAGGAGCUUACUUGCAACUAUUGAAUUUCUCUAUAAACACUUUUGUACAGGUAUAACACUGGACACCUCAACAGCUGUUGUCUUGCUCCAGGAAACCAAGAAAUUACUGCAUGCUUUCAGUUUGAGGUCUGAUUAUGAUGGAGUGCUGCCCCGGGCUUAUGAGAAAGUGAAUAAGCUAUACCAAACAUGUACAGAGGCGAGAUCAGGCAGUGAGCAGAAUUCAUCUGAAGACAGCACGAUUCUUUCAAAAAGUUCUCUGUGCGAAAGAAUGGAAGAAACAAUACCAAAUCUCCAAAACUGUGGAGAAAAAGGGCUGCCUGCAAGCAUGCACGUUGCUCAAGAAGACAGGCACCAGGAGAUCUGGUCAGUCCUUGAAGGUGUAUGGAAUACAAUGAAUUUGUACAGGCUUGAAAUUUUCCAGAAGUUAGAGUCCAACACAGUAGUUGCGAAGUCUUCAUUCGAAGAAGCUUUUUCGGGACUGCAGCAACUGUUAGCAGCUGUGAAUUAUAUCCUUGAAGGAAUUCAUAGAGUUCUGACUCCAAACAGUAGUUUCCAAGAUAUUUGGACACUCUAUAACUUCCUCAUAAGCUUCGAGAUAAAUAGCAGCAUUGUAUUUUCUGCCGAGGAGCUCUAUGAUUGUGUCUCACAGGAAUUGUAUCGAGGAAGAUUAGAGGUGGGCUGUUGCCAGCUGGCUGAGCUGCAUCACAGCAUCAAGCAGCAUCAUGCAUCUGCACACAUGGAAGCAAAGACCAGGGGGUGGCUGUGACAUCACAAGGUCUGAAACCACAGUGUUCACCCCUCGAUUUUGGUCCAAAUGAAGACAGGAGAGCGGUGAGAGGGAAUAUUCAGGAAGCCAAAACUGCCUUCUUUUUUUCUUCAACGGUGCUUUUUAUAAUUGAGUUGAAGGAAGAAAAAAAGAUCUUUUGACUCUUAACUAUUAGCAUUUCCUGUUUCAAAUGAAGAUCUCAGGUCUGAUAAAAGUUUUGUGAUAUUUUGUGAGUUGGAAGUUAGAACUAUUACUAAUGAUUACAUGGUUAUAUAGAAAAAUCAGUUAGUCUGGGUUUUUUUUGCUGAUUUUUUUUGGAAGUGCUGGGGAAAAUAGAAAAUACGAUAUUCAAAGCUCUUGAAAGGAGUGGAAUGAGCACAGUUAAAUGCAAAGCCUUAGAGGCACGAUGCUUGCCAUUCUUACAGCUAGGAGGGAUUUAAACACAAAUGCAAUGCGAGCCUCCUGCAUACUGCACUACCUAAGGCUGGACAGAGAAGGUAAGAAAAGAAGUGGACUGAUGUUCACUGUCAUGUAGAUGUUUGUCCUGGGCCUCUCUUUAAGUGCUUUUGUCAGAAGAUCCUGAAUACCUUUUCCAUUGAAAACUCAAAUCUGUUAAAAGCAUUGAAACCUGAACGGAAUUAUACUUAAAAAACAAACAAACAAACAAACAAAAAAAAAACCUUAAAAUGUUAUCAAAUUGAAAGUGGUGUUUUUCUUUUUAAAAUAUCCACUUAAUCUUCGUACAGUAGAAACUUGCUAGAGAAACACUUUCGGUGAAUUCCUCAUUCUUCUCAUCCUCUUUUCUUACAAAGUCAUCUCUUUCCCUCUGUGUUGUACUUGUGGUUUGCCUGCUUUCAGGUGACAACUCUAUUCAAAUCUAUUGUUUGUUGCUCUCCAAAACUGCUUUAAUUAAGUCAACAAAACUUUCUAAAAGCCAUUUCCAAAGCUGCUGUGGUCUUUAAACCUACCUCUUUUAUGUAUUUGUACAGAGACAGAUGACUGGUAAAGUUCAGCAAGUGUUUAUUUUGAUAUUAACUUUUGGAUUGUAAAAUGUUUACUAUAAAAAUUUAAUAUAUUGUUAUAA
Messenger RNA from Tympanuchus pallidicinctus (lesser prairie-chicken), 3841 nucleotides. It is a transcript of the gene SWT1, whose product is annotated as SWT1 RNA endoribonuclease homolog. Gene Ontology annotation, cellular component: nucleus. NCBI's taxonomy places the organism in Eukaryota, Metazoa, Chordata, Aves, Galliformes, Phasianidae. The record is from RefSeq and is a predicted model, not a curated record. Bases 97 to 2757 code for a protein of 886 amino acids. The transcript has 17 exons.